Messenger RNA from Enterobius vermicularis (human pinworm), 627 nucleotides. Lineage: Eukaryota; Metazoa; Nematoda; Chromadorea; Rhabditida; Oxyuridae. The record is from the annotation of a GenBank genome assembly.
AUGGUUCUUGCGUUCGAGUUUGCAUCAAAUGUGAAAAGAAUGAAUAAAAUUGUUGGCUAUGUAUUAGGCUUAGGAAGAACGAAUAUUAUGUCAGGUUUCCAUGUCGCUCGAGAACUUCAUUUCUCUGCCGCAGUAAAUACCUCUGUAUUUAUGAAAAAACAAAAGAAAGUUGACCCCGAACUUGCGAAAAUCAGAGAGAAUAGAAAAAGGAGGAAACUAGAAAAGGAAAUCCGACAGUUGAAAAAACAUGGGAAGACCCCUAAACCUGUGGAGGAACUUCAGCUGGACCUUAAAUCAGCAAAAAAUGAGAAGGAAAGAUAUAGGCUCCCGACUCAGCAUACGGAAGACGAGCUUGAUAGGCGAGCUGAGGUUUUUUCAGAGUAUUCUAAAUCUCGAUCACUUUUAAUGAUGAAGGAUGACCAGUGGAUUCGAGAGAGCAUAAGACUGCAAAAUAAGGCUCUCAACGAACUUAAGAAUAUGGCGCCGGAAUUGUAUGACGCAGCAGUUCAAGAAGACGUUACUGUUGACAAAACUGUCGUGCUGCAAGGCCCUGUACUUACGCCUCCUUUACCAAAUUAUGACCCGCCUGAUGGCGAUUAUAUAGACACAACUCGGACAUGGGUUUAA